Chara braunii is the source of this 3828-nucleotide messenger RNA. The record is from the annotation of a GenBank genome assembly. NCBI's taxonomy places the organism in Eukaryota, Viridiplantae, Streptophyta, Charophyceae, Charales, Characeae.
UGCGCCACGUGGCAAGCAGCGGAUUCACUCUGGGGGUCGAAAGGUGGUGGCAGGAGUUUUUCGUCCGUCUGUGGCCGCUGGCGAUGAUCUUGGCGGGAUACCCUCGUUGUGCCACGUGGCAAGCAACGGGCCAAUUCUGGCGGCGGAAUGGUGUGGGCAGGACUGAGGGAGGUGGAGCAAGUGUGCGCGACUGACCAGGGCGUAUCCACGUGGCGGCCGGCGGCUGAACCCGUUCAUCAGAAGUUAUACAUAUAUGUCAGGGGAAGAGGAGGCAGUGGUGGUUAUGGUUAUGGGAGGAGAGAGAGCUCGCUAGCAGUGUUGUAGGACCGUAGGUUACGUAGAAGCAAGGAAGAGGAAGAGAGAGUGCAAUUGCGCUGUCCAGAGGAGGAGAGAGUGCAAUUGCGCUGGGGGACAGUGAGUGUGGGGUGCGAAACGCAGUGGCACUUCAACCCAUCUCGGUUGGUGGGUGAUUGCCAGGCUAAUACGGAGAAGCUGUCUCGUGCCGGCGUUGGACGCAUCACUCUUGUGGGGCGCCACGUGUCUGCACCUUUCACAAUGCGAGCUAUGGACACGAGUGAGGGGGUCAUCAAGACCCUGGCUUACGUCUGCUUGCUCAUCGUUGCAGCCGGGCGACCGGUCGCUAGCUUCGGGAGCACAGUUCACCGCCUUGAUCUGGCCCGCGACCGCCUGUACUUCCGCCUUCUCCAGGCGCCUACGGAGCCUUCUCCUCUGUCCUCCAUCCCGACCCCGACAUCUGUCCCCGCUUCGACUUCCUCCCCCGUCCCAACCUCCGUCACCCCGGCCUCGACGUCGCUGCCUCAAACAGUGCCAACUGAGAUGCUCCCCCGACUCACCGUACUGGACGCACCGCUGUUCAUGAACAAGUCUAGCCAGGUCGUUGUCGCUCAUCGGGACUUCGCGCCUCCCAACCGGUCGUCCACCACUAGGUGCAUCUCGGUCGUCACAGAUAUCGUGGCCUCUUCCGCCGACCCUACCUUCUAUUACAGCGUACAAGACGUUUGCGUGGGCGGCGAGGGCACUCUCCUCGACCCCGCCCACAUCUCCCACGUCUCCUUCUCCUUGUGGAGAGGCAACUCGUCGUCGACGCGCGGCAGCAGCGGCGCUUCCGCGCCGCUGACCUUCCAGGAUGACGACCGGUCGCUGAUCACUUACUGGUGGCCUCAUCUAGUGCCCAACGGGACCCGAGUUUCCAACCGAACCACACUUGCUUCGGGCUCCGUUGUCACGAACCGCACUAUCAUGGCAACCCCUCUCGGCCUGGACAUAGCCAGCGACGGAACCCACCUGGUCUUGAUUACGGUCCCUGUCGUUAAUAUCCCUGUGCCGCUCUUAGUCGCCUCCGUGUCCGCUGUCGAUGGGUCCCGCCUCUCGAUCCCACUUGAAGUCGACGGCAGUCCUUCUUUCACCAUGGACCCCGCGAAGUCUCGUCUGUAUAUUGCAGAGGUGGCCACACCGUUGCGUUUCCUCUCUCCCGACGUAGACGAGACAGGACUGCCGACGGCGCCGGACCAACUCUCCGCGACCGGGCAGACGCUGAAAGGGGUGAACUUUUCCGAUGUCACCUUCACCUCUCAAAGCGGGAUCGCCGACGGGAGUUGUCUCUACUUCACCGACGACAAACGAUUGUGGGGAAUCGAUCCGCGGACCUACAACAGCAGUUUGGUGGCGGGCUCGGGGGCGGACAAGGUAGACGACGGCGAUGGCGACACAGCAGCUUUCAACAACCUCCACCGCGUCGUCACUACCCCCGAUGGGUGUAAUGUCUUUGUCACGGAAACGGGGGAGGAGCACGACGUCGUUCGUUGGAUAAAACUGGACUCACCCUGCAGCAAGGCCAAGGAAGUGAAGACCGUUGCGAGGUACCAGCACGGGACCGCGGCUGGAUUGGCGCUUCAUUUUUUCGAUGGCCAAUUAAGACUGUAUGUCGGGACGCAUGAUGGACUUAUAAUCCAGCUGGAGAUCGAUCAAUCUCGGCUGCAGGCGUGUGCCGGAUCGACAACGCCUCCUGGAUGGACCACCAUCUCUGCCUCCCCAUCUGGCACCACCUUCUCUUCUGCCGGGGGGAGGAACUCCACCAUGUCCUCCACCUCCACCUCCUCUACUCUGAGCGCAGCCCCUUCUGCUUCGUCCUCCGUUCGAUCGAAAGUUCUCGGGGAUUAUUACGUUGUGAUUGGGUGGAUGGUGAGCCUUGGGGCGCUGCUGUUGGGUGGCUGGUAAGGCCAUUUUGCCGCCGCCGGCGGGAGGAGGAGGAGGAUGGAUGGGGCACUCGCUCUCGCAGCACUCCUCACUCGAAGCGAAUCCAUAAAAGACAAAAAUUUUAUGGCGGUGGAUAUUUCCUUUCGUUCUAGCGGAAGGGUUUUUUUUCUCAUUUUGCGCAUUUGGUGAGUGGUGCGGGUGACGCCCGAGAUGUCUUCGUUUUGCCCUCUCGUUCAGCGCAAGAGCCGCCACCAUCGCUGAACACUUCCUGUUCCUUUUGUCCAAGAAGCACCUGAAAUUCAUUCCGUCCUCCUGGAUUGCGUAGAAGCACAUCGGUCGGGAUCCCUUGGGUCGGUUGAUGAGUCCCGAUGCGUUGUCGUUGGUUAACGCAGUAAUUGGUCAGUCUCCCAGCCGAUGGGAGGAUGUCCGUUUUGUCGUGUAGCGCAAGAGGGGCCAUCGUGCAACGUGCAUGCCUUGUGGAGGCGUUUUGCUGAAGGCGUUUUGCUGAAAUCCGCCCAAGACGUCAGUCAACGUGGCUGGGACUUAAGCACACAGCGGCCGGGAUCUCGACCUCGGGUGACGAAGCGCCCACGCGUCCGUCUCGCUGAAAUACGUUUCUACCCCCGCAACCCUCUCGCACUUGAUGAUAUAGAUAUAUAUACAUCUAUUUAUCUAUAUAGUAUAGAUAUUUAUGUAUAUGUAUAUAUAUGUGUAUAUAUCACUUAUGACAAUAUGUAUAUAUGUUUUUUUUUCCCCCUUUUUCUCGAAUAUUUGUAGUAUAUCGUGACGGAGCCCCAAGCAGAGAUCAGAAGUAGCGGGGCACGCUAACAUACUGCGGGCCUGCCAAAGCAUGCUAUAGGGCUAUGCCGGCGUGAAGAGGGUUUUUUUCGUACGAUUACGGUAAUGGCGGGAGGUUAUGGUGGGAAGUUAUGGAGGGAGGUUAUGGCGGGAGGUUAUGGCGGGACGACUUGCAAAAGUAGAUGCCUCUAGAGAAUCAGAUUUUGUUUUUGUUUAUUGCGGGUCUGCAGGGGCAUGCUGUAAGGCAAUGAGAAAAAAAAAAAAAUCAGGUGUUUUUUAUUUUUUUCCCAGUGCGGGCCUGCCGAGGCGUGCUAUAAUAGGGCGUAGCCGGCGCGUAAAGAGGGGUUUUUGUACGAUUACGGUAAUGGCGCGAGGAUUACUUCCAAAACUAGAUCCCUGUAGGGAAUCAGUUUUUUUUUUUUUUAAUCUCUCACCAAUCAGAAUUCUUUCAUCAACGCAACUCGACCAUAGAGAUACCGUAUUAUUUAGGGCUCAGUUAUUGGUUAGUGCGGGGACAUGUAGAAGAAGAGGGUGCGCAACUUGGUACCAGUGGGGAGCAUGUAGAAGCUUUGUAGGGGAGAGGGGGCUAUGUCGGCGUGAAGAGGGUUUGUACGAUGACGACGAUGACGGGUGGAGUUUCUUUUCUUUCUUUAUUUUAUUUUAUUUUUUAUUUGUUGAGGGAAGAGAGGAGGUCGACUAUCUCAGCUUGAUGCGUAUGGAGAAUCAAAUUUUUUUUUUUUUUUUUUUUUUUCCCCUCUCUUUUUCAGUUUUUAGUUAGAUAUUGUUAAUCAUUAAUCAAGCAAUCGCGACUAG